This is a messenger RNA of Patiria miniata (bat star), 4455 nucleotides long. Its product is annotated as putative ferric-chelate reductase 1. The record is from RefSeq and is a predicted model, not a curated record. Gene Ontology annotation, molecular function: oxidoreductase activity, acting on metal ions. NCBI's taxonomy places the organism in Eukaryota, Metazoa, Echinodermata, Asteroidea, Valvatida, Asterinidae. The transcript is spliced from 14 exons. Bases 88 to 1614 code for a protein of 508 amino acids.
CCGCACGGUGGGCAUGCAGCUAACUGAAAGGGCGCCACCACGCGACAGUAACAUGUUUACAGUUAAUUUGCAUUUGAUUUGCAUGACAUGCAUGAAGCUGCGGAAGUUUGGGCGGUGCACUUUUCUGGUAGGAGUGUGAAUCACAACAGAUCCAGCAUGAAUACCAGGCCGUCGUUCCUCGCCUUGGUCCUUCCCAUGAUCCUCUUGCAGAUGACCUCCGUGACCUGGGGUCAAGCCGUAAGUAGUGAUAGAAGGCGAAAAAGACACGGUGACGAGACAGGAGAUCAAACGGUCGGGUUGAUGGGAUGUGGUCGUACCAAAGGCUGCUUCAGACAGCCGAUGGAGUGUAUGGGUGAUAACUGCAUGGCCUACGUGACUUGGGAGACUCUGGGAGACGGACAAAGUCGCUUCUCCUUGAGGGCCCAGGCUGCAGGUUGGGUGGCCUUUGGGCUGAGGCCUGAAGGUUCCACCGACAAUGGAAUGGUACCAGCUGAUGUGUAUGCGUGCACCAAUAAAGGCGAACUCCGACGGUCCAAAAAUGGUCCUGGUUUCGACUCCUUUCCCAACCCACUGCCACAGAAUGCAUUAGAUGCAGUGACCACAGAAUCUGCAGAGUUUUCAAAUGGCGUGAUCAGGUGUACAUUUACCAGGCAGCCAAGUUUAGACGGGGACGAUUCCUUCUACAACAUCAGUGGCAACAAUCAAUACUUUAUCUUGAUGGCUUUUGGGAGCAGUAUCAGACCCGAUGGAGAUAUCCAAGGUAAUCAGCAUCAGAAUCGUUGGUCGACAGCAGAUACACGGAGUUUGCAAUUUGAUUUCUCUCCACCCAUGUCAAGUGGAGAAGCAUUGCCAAAGGCCCAUGCCUCUCUGAUGGUGAUUGCAUGGGUUGGAUUUGCCAGCAUUGGUAUCACCAUGGCUCGAUUCUUCAAACCCAUGUGGCCAAACUCCAAACUCUGUGGUACAAAAGUCUGGUUCACGAUCCAUCGGAUGUGCAUGGUGACCUGUGUGCUGUGUUUCUCGGCGGCAUUUGUUCUGAUCUUUGUUCACCGUCAGGGAUUUGUCGACACAGGGAGAACCAUCGUGGUCGCCCAUGCUAUAUGUGGUAUCAUAGUGACGUGCCUGGGGAUCAUCAACCCAAUCAUGGCUAUCUUCAGACCUCACCCAGGAACGCCCAACCGACCCAUCUUUAACUGGGCACAUUGGGGCGUCGGUACCACAGCACACCUGUUGGGAUUGGUGACUGUCUUCCUUGGCAUUGGUUAUAACUCCACCGGUCUGCUGAGGGGCAUCCCAGACUACGUCUUCUUUGUCAUGAUCGUCUUCAUCGGCUUCCAUAUCUUGAUCUGGAUCCUGUUUGAAGUCCAGCGCUGUAUGACAGAGAGCCAAGGACGCAGCAAUGACGUGGCAUUGAAGGCAACGGGUGAUUCCACCGAUCACUUGUCUCCUGACGUUGACUCGGACCCGCCAUCUGAUGACUUGGUGCCGGAGGGUCCCUGUAUAUCGCAAGUAACAGAAGAGGGAUCUACAGCCAAGACCAUUCUGUUGUGUAUCUACGUUGUAGGCGUCAUUAUUGCCGUUGCAUUUCUUGUCAUCAGUAUUGCCAUAGCAGGGUAAAUUGUCAAGUGGAAGACCACAACAUGAAAAAUGAAAUUCUGAAGACUGAUUCUUACUUAGAAAAUUGGACAUCAUGAAAGAUUCUCAAGUGAAAUUUGCCAAAAGUAAAAUGCAAUUUUGAAGUUGUGGUUGAUUGGUCAAAAAAGCGUGUUGAACCUUUGCAAAUUUGACUUGGGAAUACUUAAGUGGCUUGCAUUUUUAUAUUUUGUAAGCACCCUUACAGAUGUAACCAAACAAGAUUCUUAUUCUUACAAAAUCAAACAACCAUCAGUUUCUAAAGAUUGUCAACAUGUUAAAUCUGUGCAUACAAUGUUUUAAUUGGGGUAUAUGAUUUAUCAACUGGCUGAACUCAUUGUUUUAUCCCCUUUCAACCCCAGCCCUUUCUUACAUUGUGGGGAGUGUAAUUACAUUGUUUAUGUAUAUUGUGGGAUGUUUUUGUUUUGUUUUGUUUGAGCCAUUAAUGAGGUAUUACCAUGCUCGCAUGCCGGUCGUUCAUGUGCACUUAAUGCUUCUUCACCUCACAGGGUUUAAAGGCAUAUAAGAUCAUUAUUCAUUUAUCCCAAAAGUAACCUGCCAAAUUAUUAUCAAAAAGCUUACUUGGAUUAAAGAUCGUACUAGUACUAAACACCACGUGAAAUUAUUCCGUCUGACUAGCUGUCAUUUCGAAGAAAUCAAGAAAUGUAGGUGAUUUCCAGCAAUCAGCCAAUUGACUGAUUUUGGGAAAUGUAGAGUGCUAUGGAUGAAAUCGUGUUUCGUCAUCAAAAGGUUGUGCAUUGCUAUUCACUGUUUUCUUGACAAGUGUGAUAUCCACUGAGCUGAAACUUCAGGUUACGUUUUGAACAUUCUCCUGUGGAUUUUGAGUGGUGUUAUUGUUGGAAACGAACAAAAUGCAUGAAAAGCAAAUGAUCCUAUUAUGCCUUUAAAUGAAGAACACAUUAGACAACCGUGUGAGCGUGGCACUACCUCAGAAAUAGUUAUCAUUAAACUCUGUUAUCAUUAUGUUUUGAAUUGUCUUGAAUUUUAAUUUAAAUUCUUAUAAGAGAUGUAGUGAUUCAUUUGUACAGAUAAACGGAUCUCAGUUGUAUAUAUUUAGAAUUGGUUUGUCUCAAAGGGUGAAAAAAUUAGUGAUAAUCUGAACAUUUGCAAAUUAUGCAAAUUUGAUUUUUGCAUGUCUGAAAUGAGGGUUUUUGAUUUGUAAUAGUAUGGUUUACAUAUUUGGAUGGAUGUUAAUUUUUGCAACAUCUAGUUAGUUUUUUGUAUGUACCGGUAAUCUUGUUUGGUAACACUCCCCCCUCCAAAAAAAAAAAUGAAAACACAAAAGUAUGACAAGUUUUAGUUUGUUAUGCACGUUUCACUUAUUCCACGAUGCACUAAUGUUAUGCUGAAUAAUAGAACCUGAGAGGACAGAUAUCUCUUUAGGGUAUAUUUCUCAGCUUAGAGAUUUCUCAGCUUAGAUACAUAUAAAUAUGGCUUCAUCCAAAUUACUUGGCUACUUCCAGUUAUAACACAUGCACCUGUGAAAGUAUCCAAAUACUUUUUUUUUUUCAAUUUUAUGAAUGUGCAUGACAACUGUAAUUUCACCAAUUUCUGAAACGUUAGUCUUUUUAUCCUUUAUGCAAUUUGCAAACAGUACAACUACUACAAGUUAACUUUAUUAGCAGAGAUUCUAUAUUUUUAUACAAUGUCUUAACUGGUGUUUUGCUGUAAUUAUUUGUAUGGAUUUCCUGGUGGAGAAUGUAUAAGUACACAGGAUUUGUUUAUUGGGUAUUGAUUAGGUAAUAUUUAACUAGAAAUCUGUAUGUCAGCUUGUUCAGUGACCUAAGUUCUGGGACUGCUUUUGUCAGGGCCGUGUUUUGACGGCCCUUGACCUAGAGUAUGUUUGUAAUAGGGCAGUUCCAGCGUUGUGAAAGAAAGUGUAAUGUCCGUGACAGAGCCAAUUAAGCAUGAUGUCUAAUGAAUGAUUCAGAGAAAUGAUCCAAAACUCCUAGUCUGUAAUCUCCUUGACCAUUACUAGAUGAUGGAUGUGUAAGAUUUGAAGAAUAUAUUUUCAGCUUUAUUUACCGACUUCUUGCAUGUGAAAGCUCUGGCACUGGAAUUGCCCAAUACUUGACUGGCAUUUAAUAUUUAAGUAGAUAGGUUGUUUUAAAAGGAUUAUUGUCAAUUAUUAGUUCAUGCGAUUGUGUUAUUAGCUCGAUUCGAUUACUAUUUUAGUGCCAUUUUUUUUGGAAGACCAGGGCGGAUUGGUCCAAAAGCAGCGUUUAGUUAAUGUAUGGCAUAAUGAGCACAAAUUACGCUUUCCGGUCAGUAAAUAAAGAUCAGUGGUAAAUAUAUGUACAAAAAAGUUUAAUCACUCAAAAUAGCACCCUUUUGUGUCCAUGGUGUCUCAAGAAAACAGAAUAGGUCACAUGUAAUAAAUGUUUGAAAUUUCAACACUUUUUCACUUGUAUCCAUUGGGUUUUCAAAAAUGAUUAUUAUCCUCACUAUACAAGAGAGUUACCCUGGUACAAUUGACUUGCCGGCUUACCCGUAGAUCGGUUGUCAAACGUUGUGAUUCACAUUUGUAAUAUUGUGGUUCACCUAUUGUCAGCCACAAUUGACAGUGUUUCAAAUGACGUGGUUCACUUUUUGAAUGUCUUAAUUCUCUGUUCGUGACAUUUGAUACAAUCACGGUGAAAACUUGCCCAGAUGUGGAUGUGAACAAUUUGCAUGUCAAAUAUUGAUACAACGCGCGCUAUAUGUACGCGUAGACCUUUCAUAUAUCGGCGGCCAUUUUUGGAAGACCGGGGCGUAAUGGGCAUAAAUCAUUUCAACAGCUUUUGCUUGUAUUGACCAGCACGGCUA